UCGAUACACGGUGCGACUGCGCAGGGCUAACAGUAAAUAAGAACAAGCGUUUGAAAACAUUGCCUUUAACCUUAAGACUCCUCCUUUGAAUGCGACAUGAACCUGGGCGACCCCAAUCUGCGCGUGAGGGCUGUGCUGGGCCAGGGAACCUUCGGCCGGGUGUUCCUCUGCCACCAGAACGAGGGACGCAAUCAGCCACCCAGGAAGGUGUGCGUCAAGCGGAUAAUCGUUCGGAACCCCAAGACCGAGCUGGGGCUGAUCAAAGAGGAGGUGUACAUCAUCUCGCAACUGCGGCACCCGCACAUCGUGGAGUUCUUGCGCUCAUUUUGCCAUGCGGGUACGGUGAACAUAGUGAUGGAGUACGUGCCCAAUGGCACAUUGAGGAAUGUCAUUGAGCAGCUGCCUCCGGGGACCGGUGGCGUCGGAGAGGAGCGACUGCUGAGCUUCUUCCGCGAUAUGGUUGUGGGCCUGGAGUACCUUCACAUCCGCUGCGUCAUCCACCGAGACAUCAAGCCGGAGAACAUGCUGCUCAGUGCAAAUGAUCGCGUUAAGAUCGCCGACUUUGGGAUAUCAAACGUACAUGCGCCAAGCUCUCUUGCGCAGGCGGGCUUGGGCACGCCCAUGUAUAUGGCCCCGGAAGCGAUUUGCAAAUCGGGGGGCAAGGUGGACUUCAAGUCGGACGUGUGGUCGCUGGGGCUGGUCCUCUACGAGCUCUGCCUGGGGCGCAGUCCCUUUGCCGCCCUGCUUGACAAGAACGCCACUCCCGGGCAGCUGCACGCUGUGGUACAGGCGCUGGUCCGUCCACGGCUUGACUGUCAGCUCAUUCGGCGCCAUUACGAUCCCGUGUGGGCGCAGAUCUGCGAGCUAAUGGUUGUCUACGAGCAGGAGCGCCGGAUCUGCCUGCCAGACAUCUUUCACCUGAACGCCAGGAUCACUGCGGUGCUGUACCAGCACUACUUCAGCUACAGCUACUAGCGGAGGCUAAUAAUAAGGAUGUGUAAAGCCUGUGAUGCAUAAGAUUAACCGGAAAACUGAUUGUACUCUUUAAAAACUAGGAAAGCUGUUCCAUUAAACUAAUAUUUACUGUGUUUUAAGACUUAUACAUAGAAAUCGGCCUUUAUUUUCUAAAACAGUACUAGUAAAUUUUCAUAAACUUUA
This is a messenger RNA of Drosophila ficusphila, 1158 nucleotides long. It is a transcript of the gene png, whose product is annotated as aurora kinase A. The record is from RefSeq and is a predicted model, not a curated record. Gene Ontology annotation, molecular function: protein kinase activity; ATP binding. Gene Ontology annotation, biological process: protein phosphorylation. Lineage: Eukaryota; Metazoa; Arthropoda; Insecta; Diptera; Drosophilidae. The coding region runs from base 97 to 975 and encodes 292 amino acids. The transcript has a single exon.